Messenger RNA from Branchiostoma belcheri (Belcher's lancelet), 1338 nucleotides. Its product is annotated as homeobox protein GBX-2-like. The record is from RefSeq and is a predicted model, not a curated record. Gene Ontology annotation, cellular component: nucleus. Gene Ontology annotation, molecular function: RNA polymerase II transcription regulatory region sequence-specific DNA binding; DNA-binding transcription factor activity, RNA polymerase II-specific. The transcript has 2 exons. NCBI's taxonomy places the organism in Eukaryota, Metazoa, Chordata, Leptocardii, Amphioxiformes, Branchiostomatidae. Bases 215 to 1141 code for a protein of 308 amino acids. Gene Ontology annotation, biological process: regulation of nervous system development; regulation of transcription by RNA polymerase II.
UAAUUAAUAACAGUUGAUUACCCUGGCGUGGCCUAAUGUCCUAAUCGGCGGAGCGACCGACCAAUCAGAGCGCUCGUUUCUGACAGGUCCUCGGGUCGAUGACGAUGAUCGAUGGCGUGACGUCAUGACCCCGUGACCGGGGCGCCUCCCGACCAAUCAGAAAGGUCGUACUGGUGAUCACGUGGUCGGCUUGCGGUGAUUAGUGACACUUUGAAUGGGGGAACGGAGCGUAAUUCGAGGAAGAUGGAUGAGUUUUUGGAGCGCACACCCCCCAAUUUUGUCCCAAGCAUGCUGGAAACGGACCGCCGAAGCAAAAACAAGCCGUGAAGCCCGUCGGAGAGGACGGGGAACUGAGAGAGAGAGCUGGCGGUUGAGAGAAGGACUAAAAAUGCAGCGGCAUAGCACCGCGUUUAGUAUUGAAGCGCUUAUAGCGAAGCCACGGCACGCACCGCAAGCCGUGUACGGCGGGUACAGUAUGUUUGUGCCGCAGCCGUUACUGGUACAGACCGUAGCAGGGCCGACACCGACCGUACCAGCGGGCCUACCGCCCGGCGCGGCCGCCAGUACCGGCCCGGGACAGGCCACGACUAACCCCGACGCCGCCACGACGACAACAGACCAUCACAACCUCGGCCCGGAGGCACACGACAACCUCCCGACAUGGUCUCCCGAUCCAGGGGCAGGCAGCCACGACGGAGGACCUGUGGAUGCAACAGUCGGAGAGGACGCUGACUCCAACCCCGACAGCGACUUGGAGCUAGACGGUGCCGACAAGUCCCCGAGCCCGACCCACGGGCUGGGCAGCCCUGCUAACCCGGGGGGUGGGGGCAAGACGCGGCGUAGGAGAACCGCCUUCACUUCGGAACAACUGCUCGAACUUGAAAAGGAGUUUCACAGCAAGAAGUACCUCAGUCUUACGGAGCGCUCGCAGAUCGCUCACGCGCUAAAACUCAGCGAAGUCCAGGUCAAAAUCUGGUUCCAGAAUCGUAGAGCGAAGUGGAAAAGAGUGAAGGCUGGAAACACCAACACCAGAGGACCUAAUCCGAACCCUAAAAUUGUGGUGCCCAUCCCUGUGCACGUGAACCGGUUCGCCAUGCGAAGUCAGCACCAGCAGAUUGGGAAAACUCAUCCAGCAUUGUGACGAGACACACACACAAGGUAGACUCUGGAAAAGGGGUACUAGUUUUACAAGCAAUAUUAUUAUUGUAGAUAUCACGGAAGUAAGUUCAUCUGUGUUGGUAGUAAAUAAAUUAUCAUAGUAAAAUGCUGAACUUUAUAUUUCAAACACAAGUACAGGCAGAUUAAAUUUUCAACGACCACUGUCGAAUUUAUGUUCGG